AACAAUUUGAUCAAUAAUUGAACAAAUAAAGAUAACACACACAGUUUAAACACUUAUGCAAACAAUAUUGUUAUAUCAAAUUAAAAUAUUGAAAUUUUAUUUCAACGAACAAAAAUUAUAAUUUGCCAUCAUCAUCAUCAUCGGUCAAGAUGCCUUUACUCAAGCCGAACAUUAUGAGCGAUUUAUUGUCCACACCUGAACUAUCAAGAUUCGGUUUGGCCGAAGCCAAAAUAAAUAUUCCAACAACAUUGGCAUCAUCACAUUCAUCGAUCGAUACAAUGUCCAAUUGUGUAAAUGGUAAACAGAUAAAAAGUUUACCCGAACGUAUACCAGCAUUUGGUUUGCUUAUGGCAAUUUUAUCUGUGUUUUGUUUUUCAAUUGCUUCAGUUAUUGUUAGAAUAUUGAUUACAUUACCAACAUUGGAAAUUCUUGUCUGGAGAUCAUUAUGUCAAUUUGUCGUUUAUUUUAUAACGACCUUGGUUUAUGGAUAUAAUUUUUUCGGACAACCAGGACAUCGAUUAGAUUUAUUUUAUCGUUCAAUAUCUGGAACAAUAUCAUUAUCAGCAGUAUAUAUUGCUUAUCGUUUAAUACCAUUGUCCGAUGCCUCUACAAUACAUUUUGCUUCACCCGUAUUUGUAACUGUUUUUGCUUAUUUUCUAUUGAAAGAACCAUUAAGCAAGUUACAAAUUAUUACAGGAACAAUCACUCUUACUGGUGUAUUUAUUAUUGCUAAACCAGAAUUUAUUUUUGGUUCAGAAUCGGAUGUAAUACAUGAAAUGCGAUUAGAAGGAAUUAUAUUAUCAGUGAUUGCAUCAAUGACAGCUGCAUUUUCAAUGAUUGCUUUAAGAAAAUUAAAAACAACACCGGUUGCUGUUGUUGUAAUGUGGUAUUCAUUUACAUUGGUUAUAUGUGGUUCAACAUAUUUAACAAUUGCCAACAAAUGGAUAAUACCAAAUACUACACAGAUAUGGAGUCUACUUAUUGCUAUCGGUUUUUGUGGAAUUCUUGAUCAAUAUUGUAUUACAUUAGCAUUUCAAUAUGAAAAAGCUGGACCAAUUUCAGUUGUACGAACAUUCAAUAUUGUCCUUUCAUUCUUUUGGGAAGUAAUGCUUUUAAAUGAAGAUAUUGAAUGGACUUCUAUAUUGGGUGCUUGUCUUAUUUGUUCAUGUGUCAUUGUAUUGGCAUUGGUUAAAUGGUAUAAAGAAAGUCCAGAAAGUUUUGAUAAAAUUCGUCGAAAAAUUUGCUGUUUUUGUCCAGCUCCUGGACCAAAAUUAAAAUCCAAACAAAAACCACGAUUAUCAUCAUUGAAACGAAACAAAAAAGUUAAUAAAUCUAAAUCAUCAAAAGAUCGAAAUUCAGUCGAUUUUGAAACCGGUACAUUAAAUUCAACAAUGAAAACAAAUAAAAAGAUCAAUGGAUCAAAUGAAUCAAUCGAUUCGAUUACCGUACAGAAUACAGUCAAUUCGAAUGCAAUUCUAUUGAUUAAAUCUGAUGAUGAUGAUGAUGACGAUAAUGAAUAAGAAAAUCAAAUCUUAAAAGAUGAAAACGAUCCUUGAAAUUAGAAAUCUUCAA
Dermatophagoides pteronyssinus (European house dust mite) is the source of this 1572-nucleotide messenger RNA. RefSeq names its product solute carrier family 35 member G1-like. NCBI's taxonomy places the organism in Eukaryota, Metazoa, Arthropoda, Arachnida, Sarcoptiformes, Pyroglyphidae. Gene Ontology annotation, cellular component: membrane. The record is from RefSeq and is a predicted model, not a curated record.